CUGGAGAGAGCAGGGAGAGGGGGGAGCGCCGAGCUAGUCAGAGAGUGAGCGAGAGCGAGAAGGAGGGAGAGGAGGAGAAAGAGAGCGAGGGCGGGCGGGAGGCGGCGGCGGCGGCAGCAGCAGCAGUAAUAGCAGGAGCAGCAACAGAAGGCGUCGGAGCGGGCGUCGGAGCUGCCCGCUGUGGGAGAGAGAGGAGACAGAAAGAGCGAGCGAGGAGAGGGAGCCCGAGGCGAAAAAGUAACUGUCAAAUGCGCGGCUCCUUUAACCGGAGCGCUCAGUCCGGCUCCGAGAGUCAUGGCGACCGCAGCGUCUAACCACUACAGCCUGCUCACCUCCAGCGCCUCCAUCGUGCACGCCGAGCCACCCGGCGGCAUGCAGCAGGGCGCGGGGGGCUACCGCGAAGCGCAGAGCCUGGUGCAGGGCGACUACGGCGCGCUGCAGAGCAACGGACACCCGCUCAGCCACGCUCACCAGUGGAUCACCGCGCUGUCCCACGGCGGCGGCGGCGGGGGCGGCGGCGGCGGCGGGGGGGGCGGGGGCGGCGGCGGGGGCGGCGGCGACGGCUCCCCGUGGUCCACCAGCCCCCUGGGCCAGCCGGACAUCAAGCCCUCGGUGGUAGUGCAGCAGGGCGGCCGCGGCGACGAGCUGCACGGGCCAGGCGCCCUGCAGCAGCAGCACCAGCAGCAGCAACAGCAACAGCAGCAGCAACAGCAGCAACAGCAGCAGCAGCAGCAGCAACAGCGGCCGCCGCAUCUGGUGCACCACGCCGCUAACCACCACCCGGGGCCCGGGGCAUGGCGGAGCGCGGCGGCUGCAGCGCACCUCCCACCCUCCAUGGGAGCGUCCAACGGCGGCUUGCUCUACUCGCAGCCCAGCUUCACGGUGAACGGCAUGCUGGGCGCCGGCGGGCAGCCGGCCGGGCUACACCACCACGGCCUGCGGGACGCGCACGACGAGCCACACCAUGCCGACCACCACCCGCACCCGCACUCGCACCCGCACCAGCAGCCGCCGCCCCCGCCACCCCCGCAGGGUCCGCCUGGCCACCCAGGCGCGCACCACGACCCGCACUCGGACGAGGACACGCCGACCUCGGACGACCUGGAGCAGUUCGCCAAGCAGUUCAAGCAGCGGCGGAUCAAACUGGGAUUUACCCAAGCGGACGUGGGGCUGGCUCUGGGCACCCUGUAUGGCAACGUGUUCUCGCAGACCACCAUCUGCAGGUUUGAGGCCCUGCAGCUGAGCUUCAAGAACAUGUGCAAGCUGAAGCCUUUGUUGAACAAGUGGUUGGAGGAGGCGGACUCGUCCUCGGGCAGCCCCACGAGCAUAGACAAGAUCGCAGCGCAAGGGCGCAAGCGGAAAAAGCGGACCUCCAUCGAGGUGAGCGUCAAGGGGGCUCUGGAGAGCCAUUUCCUCAAAUGCCCCAAGCCCUCGGCCCAGGAGAUCACCUCCCUCGCGGACAGCUUACAGCUGGAGAAGGAGGUGGUGAGAGUUUGGUUUUGUAACAGGAGACAGAAAGAGAAAAGGAUGACCCCUCCCGGAGGGACUCUGCCGGGCGCCGAGGAUGUGUACGGGGGGAGUAGGGACACUCCACCACACCACGGGGUGCAGACGCCCGUCCAGUGAACUCGAGCGGGGGGAGGGGCAGAGCGCGGGGCUCCCCCUCCCCUUCGGUCCUUGGCCCUUUCCCGGCCCUCUUGUUCCCUCUCUAACUUCUGAUUGUUCUUUUAUUUUUAAUUAUUAUUUCCCCGUCCCUUAAAAAGAAAAAAAAUAAGGAAAAAGGAAAGCAACUAAGACACUGGACUAUCCUUUAAAGGUAGCAGGUGUAAUGAUGUGUUUUGACCUUUGCAGGCGAGUAACCAGGCAAUGGAGUGGAGUGUCUCCUGGAGAGAGUGAGGAGAGUGUGUGAUAGAUAGAAAGAGAGAGAGAUAGAGAGAUGGCAAGCACUGAGAUAAAUACCUGGCAAAACUAAAUAAAUUACCAAAAAGGAAAAAAAUAUCCACCAAACCAUGAUAAACACAAAACGCAGCUUCCUGAUGCUUGAAGUUGGCUCAUGCUGCUGUGUUUAUUUAUUGUGAAUUCCCAUCAGGAAACAGGAAAAAAUACACACGUUCUUUGAUACAGGCAAAAUUUAACCCCAUAAAUUUGCACUGCAAGAAAAUUGAAGUUUACAUGAACAAAUUCAUGAACAUAUUUUCUCUUUCUCCCUACCGUUAAUUUGGGAAUUGCCGUUUUGGGGGAUUUUGUUUUGCUUUGCUUUAUUCAUCGGAGAGAGUUGAAGCCAGCUCUUGGCCACUCUCCAUUUCUAAUGUUCUUGUGUUGCCCCUUGUUCGUACUGUUUGUGAACUUUGGUUACCUUCACAUUCCCCUUACGAGGGUGUAACAUCUAUUUGUUCCUCUUACCAAAGCAAAACGAUUGGCUUCAUACAAAAUAGACAAUUCUCUGCUUUCAGGAAAUGUGCAUGGUCUACCCGCUUUAUCGAAGGCAAGAAUCCGGUUUGGAAUAUGAAAAUAAGCAUUGGUUGUUGUUACCAGCCACAAAGUAAACUUCAUUUUCAGGCAGUGUUUCUGGGGGAGGUUAUGGAGGGAAGAAAAAAGAAAAAUCGAUAGUGAGUGACUGAUUGCUUCAUUUUAUCAGGCGGGCCCAUUGUGAAAGAGCUCAGAGGAAAUGUGGAGGUUAAAUAUAUUUCCAGAGUUGUCCAGCAGAAAGAAAGUGGCACUUUGAAGAGAACUAGGGAAGUAUGUAUCUUCAGAUAUCCCUAUAUAGUUCUCUACCUUCAGUUUUAGUAACAAUUAUGAAGAAUUAUUUGUGCUGACAGCAGCAGUUAAACUUUCUUUCUCUAAUAGCUUUUUUUUUACAUAAAAAAAUGACCCAGGAACUUAAUAGUGUAUGCAUAAGAUUGUGUUUUUUAGCACACAGAUACCCACAGCAUACACUGACAAUCUCCACGCAGUAGACAGGUUUUGUCUUCACUAGCUCAUUUGUUUAUCAAGUCAUAGUUAGGGUCCCAUACCCUCUUUUCCUGUAAUUUAUUGCAGAAUAUACCACUUUGACUUGGACAGCUUUCUGCCCCGUCUUUCACUAAGGAAGGCAAAUGAAGUGAAAAAAAAAAAUGCCAUUUUCAAUCCUUCCUUUCUCCCCUUUGUUAAUAGUUUUAAGUGCAUUUUUGACCUUGUCUUGAUGGAAAACGGUUAACUCCAAACACAAAAGACUCUACUGGAAAGUGUAGGUGAAAAAACUUGUAACUGUAUUGAAAAUAAAUACCAUUAAACUGUGAUCAGUUAAAAUUUAAAAGAAAAAUCAGCACAAAAGGGCGCUAAAAGGGAAAACACUUUUUAUUAAGCUUAAAAGUUUGGGGUUUUUUUUCCAGUUAGGUAUUAGAUAAAUUUUUAUUUUAAAAAAUGAAAGUCUCACUACCAUAAAAUUAUGGUUCAGCAUCAGAUUAGCAUUGCACUCAGUAGUCUUUAAGAUUUUAGGAAAUAUGCUUUAUAUUGUCUUUUCAAACACCUGUGAUUGUUUCAUUUUCCAUGUUUUUGCAAGAUAAAUGGUGACUUAUAAUGGGCAUAUUUAUUUGCCUGUAUUUCAUUUCCCCCAAUGAAUGUCACAAGGAGAUGGGCACGGAGCUGCUUCGGGUGCAUCACGCUGCUCGUUCCUGAGGUAUGGGGACUGGCCUUUAGUGAAGCUAUCCAGAGCAGGGCAAAUAGCCACUGGUAAAGGGAGGAAAUGAAUUUUCAGAUACUUAUUACCAAGUAGGUAAGGUCAGAAGCUGGAGUUCAGAGAAUGUGUCUACAGCUUCUCUGACUCUUAUAGGUUUACUAAGAUGAAAGUUACCACUGAACCUUACCACUAUGUAUAUAUGUUUAAUAUCUGUCUUUUGAAAUGCAGAAAUAGUUUAAAUGUUUCUUUGUCUAUUUUUCUUUUUUUUUAAUGCUACCCAGGGAAAUAUUUUCAUAUCAUUUUUAAGUGGCCUGCCUCAAUGUAUAUUUAUUUCUUUUGAAACAAAAAGGUUCUGGAAACUGUUUUUCUGUAGCUUUAAAUGAAUAGGUGAGCAAAAUCUAUAUGGGAUGUAAUUUUUUUGUUCAGUCUCUUAAAAAAUACUUUGUUUUGGUACAUUUGGUUGUGCUUGUGGGGAAAAUAAAAACGCAGAGAUCCUUAUAUAUUUAUGUUAAAGUAAUAUUUUAUUAUCUACAUAAAACAGAAAUGCACAAUACCUUCAUAGUUUGUUCUAAUUAUUGAAAUAUCUUUAUUUUAUUUUUAAAGAUAGUGCCAAGUUUUAAGGGGGGAAAACCCUAGACCUUAAAUUGACUGAGUUGAGUUGUGUGUAAAACACUUCCCUUCCUUUAUACUUCAUAAAGUUUUGGAAUAAAUUUUAUGCAUAUACCGCCAGAUUUCAUGUUCAUAACUUUCAGAGGCUUUUUUUUUUAAUGGAGACUACUGGUCUAAUUCACUUUUCUUUGCAAAAACUAUCAGUCCCAAAUCUUUCAGUCACUAUGCCUGUAGCAUUAAAUUGAAAUGGUCAUUGGGUUUGAGCUUCAAUUUGUUUGCCAUUUCAUGGUCCUACAAAGAGAUAUUUGUCCUCUUUAAACAUAUGCAGAUAUGCCUGCAUCUUCUUUCCAGGUUAACUGUACCUUAUUCAAUUGUGCUCUUGUGGAGAACAUCAGUGGAACUAGGUGGACUUUAAUCUCCACCCACAGGUCCUCAAAUAAUUUGGGAUCUACAGAAAAGCAGGAUUUAGGAGAUUAUUUUUAAUAAUUUACAAAUAUCUCUUAACAAAGAAUAACCCUGAUAGUAUACUAUUAUGUGUUUACUAAAUGAUUAGAGGUAGAUCCUAUACAUUAUUCCUGUUUGGUUUGCAUAAAAAGAUGAAUUUUACAAUGGUUU
This is a messenger RNA of Nomascus leucogenys (northern white-cheeked gibbon), 4882 nucleotides long. It is a transcript of the gene POU3F2, whose product is annotated as POU class 3 homeobox 2. The record is from RefSeq and is a predicted model, not a curated record. Gene Ontology annotation, molecular function: DNA-binding transcription factor activity, RNA polymerase II-specific; RNA polymerase II cis-regulatory region sequence-specific DNA binding. NCBI's taxonomy places the organism in Eukaryota, Metazoa, Chordata, Mammalia, Primates, Hylobatidae. The transcript has a single exon. Gene Ontology annotation, cellular component: nucleus. The coding region runs from base 295 to 1626 and encodes 443 amino acids. Gene Ontology annotation, biological process: regulation of transcription by RNA polymerase II; brain development.